Arachis ipaensis is the source of this 861-nucleotide messenger RNA. RefSeq lists its product as uncharacterized. The record is from RefSeq and is a predicted model, not a curated record. NCBI's taxonomy places the organism in Eukaryota, Viridiplantae, Streptophyta, Magnoliopsida, Fabales, Fabaceae. Gene Ontology annotation, molecular function: nucleic acid binding.
AUGUGUUCGUUUCCAAACUCUAAUGAUUUUCUCUACAUUUUGUUAGCGGUUGAUUAUGUCUCUAAAUGGGUGGAAGCAAUUUCAACCCAUACCGAUUAUGCUAACACUGUUGCUUUCUUUGUAAGAAAUCAUCUUAUUUGCCAUUUUGGAUCGCCACGAGCAAUCGUGAGCGAUCAAGGCUCACACUUUGAUGACAUUAUCCAUAAGGUAGCUACGGCUUAUCAUUCCCAAACCAAUGGUCAAGCGGAGGUUUCCAACCGGGAAAUCAAGAGAAUUUUAGAGAAGAUGGUGAAACCCCAUUGGAAGAAUUGGAGUACUAGGCUCGGAGAUGCACUGUGGGCCAACUGGACGGCUUAUAAGACACCAAUUGGCAUGAGUCCGUUCCGGUUGGUCUAUGGAAAUGCAUGUCACCUUCUAGUGGAAAAUGAGCAUAAGGUGUAUUGGGCCAUCAAGGAAUGUAAUUUGGGAUUAGGGAAUGCCAGAAUUGAAAGAAAAUUACAAUUGGAGGAGUUAGAGUGCAUACAGUUGGAGGCAUAUGAGAAUUCAAGAAUCUACAAGGAAAAGGUGAAGCCAGUACAUAACCGGAAUAUCAAAAGAAGAGAAUUUAGGGUUGGAGAUCAAGUGCUUCUCUAUAGUUCAAGAUUGAGGUUGAUGCCGGGUAAAUUGAGGUCGAGAUGGGAUAGUCCCUAUGUGGUAGAAAACGUUGAACCAUAUGGCGUAAUCCACUUGAGCCAUCUCUCAAGCCCUACUUUCUUCAAGGUGAAUGGCCACCGGCUCAAAUUGUACCAUGGUGUGAAGGCCAAGAACAACAAAGAAUUGGAGAUCUUCCUCUUGGAGGAUCCUCCCAGGGAAGAGAAUUGA